Messenger RNA from Notolabrus celidotus (New Zealand spotty), 2233 nucleotides. It is a transcript of the gene ssb, whose product is annotated as small RNA binding exonuclease protection factor La. Gene Ontology annotation, biological process: positive regulation of translation; RNA processing. The record is from RefSeq and is a predicted model, not a curated record. Gene Ontology annotation, molecular function: RNA binding. The transcript is spliced from 12 exons. The coding region runs from base 600 to 1769 and encodes 389 amino acids. NCBI's taxonomy places the organism in Eukaryota, Metazoa, Chordata, Actinopteri, Labriformes, Labridae. Gene Ontology annotation, cellular component: ribonucleoprotein complex; cytoplasmic stress granule; nucleus.
UUUGAACAUGCAGACCAGAUUGUCCUUUGAUCAAAUGAUUGAUCGACCACCACAAAUCUGUUGCAGUAGAAAAGUGUUCAUUCAUCUGUUGCCACUUGGUCUCAGUUACACUGACUGCACUCUGGCGUAUCACAGUGGUUUGGAUGUGUAAAACAUUUUUUCUUUUGAUCGAGUGAUGAUGGACAAACCAUGAUUGCUCUGUUUUAGUAGAAGAAGCCCAGUCAUCUGUUGCCAGUGGGUCUCAGUUUCAUUGUUAAUGCACAGAGGCUGCAAUAUGGCUUACCCCUUUUAACACUCCCAUGUUUACAUGUCAUUUCAUGUUUACUUGACAGCACAUGAUCUGACAUUACGGGUGCUUCCUGCCUAACCGCUCCCUUGUAUCACAGCGGCACCCCGAGGCUGUGACAAACAUCACACAUAUUCAUAGCUGCCCAGAUUUGUCUCGCCACAACCGCGUAAGCAAUAACCCACCGCCUUUUGGCCCUCGCUGCGCUCCGUAGCACGCAGGUGAUUCAACAACGUGCAACUAAAAAGCAGUGAGGACUUCUGGUUUGAACGAUUUUAACAGUAGCUAGUAGAGACUCAACGCACCAACUAUCAUGGCAGAAAAGCAAGCAGAGAUGACUCCACUUGAAAUGAAAGUGGUCCGACAAAUCGAGUACUACUUUGGGGAUCACAAUCUCCCAAGAGACAAGUUUCUGAAAGAACAACUUCAGGUUGAUGAUGGCUGGGUCACUCUGGAGACGAUGCUUAAGUUCAACAGGCUGAAGUCCAUAACUCCAGAAUCCAGCAUUAUUGUCUCAGCUCUCCUGAAAUCAAAGAGUGGUCUUUUGGAAGUCAGCGAGGACAAGACUAAAGUCAGGAGGUCUCCAAACAAACCCUUACCUGAACUGAAUGAUGAUUACAAAGACACCCUCAAGCACAAAUCUGUCUACAUUAAAGGUUUUCCUCUUGAAACUUCUCUUGAUGAGAUCCAGGAGUGGCUGAAUGGCAAAGACACCAUAGAGAACAUUCAGAUGAGGAGAAAUCUGCAAAGGCAGUUCAAGGGAUCAGUGUUUGUCUGUUUCGACACAGAGGAAUCCUCUCAGAAGUUCCUUGAACGUGACGACAUUAAAUCUUUCAAAGACAACGAGAUGCUGGUGUUGUCACGGGAAGCAUACCAUGCAAAGAAAGCAGAGGAGAGGAAAAGCAACAAAGCAGAAACAAAAGCAAAAGCUAAACAGGACAAGGAACAACAGCAGAAAAAUGUAGAAGACAAAGAAAUGGGUGCACUCUUGGAUGAACAGACUGGUUGCUUGUUGAGGUUUGCAGGAGAACUUGAAGAUGUCUCAAGAGAGGACUUUCAUGCAUUGUUCACUGGGCACGGAAAGAUAAAGUGGGUUGAUUUUACACGAGGAGCCAAAGAGGGAACGCUACUUUUCGAUGGAAAUGCAAAGGAAGCAUUUGAUAAGGCCAAAGAAGCAAAUGGAGGAGAAUUGAAAAUCAAGGGGAACAGUGUUGAAUGGCAAGUGCUGGAGGGAGAAGAGGAGAAAGAGGAGCUGAAGAAGAUAAUUGAAGCCCAACAGGAAUCAUUCAACAGGAACAAAGCUAGAGGUGGCAGAGGUAGAUCAGGUGGCAGAGGAAGAGGAGGCCGAAGGGGAAGAGGCGGCAGAGAUCAAGGCAGAAACCAGUACAGAGGCAAAAAGACGAAGUUUGAAAGCGAUGAUGAUGAUGAUGAUGAUGCUGACGGUCCUGCAGCCAAGGUUGCCAAAACUGAAAAUGGAUCUUAGUCAAAAAGUUGCAACCAAAUUUGUGUAUUUUUUUUAAACCUUUAUUAUAAACAGUGAAAAUGCAGAGGCAACUUAAAUCCAUUCCAGUAUAAGUGUCAGGCUGUUGAGAACCGUAAGAAGUCCACCUGGAUGUCAACCUAGAGAAAAUGAAACAAAGAUCUGUCAGUUUUCAUCUCUUAAGUCCCUGUAUGUUGUGCCUCUCAAUCAUUGUGUAUCUAUUUUCCCUCCUUAAAAUGCUUUUGAUUUUAUCAUUCAACAUAAAUUAGCUUUUUGACCAUAAUUUAAUUUCUCCUGAACAUAAAGCUGGUUUUGCACACCAGUGAUGACAAGAAUCUGUGUGCCAUUGUGUUUUUUUUUUUCUUGUAGAUUUCCUACAUUGAGUGCUGAGAACAUCUGUUUUGCUAUUUUUUUAAGUUUGCAUUAUGUGAAUAGCAAAUAAAAUCCAUUUAUAGAAAUUAGUCAAA